GGACGAUUCUCUCCAGGUGAGGGCCAACGCGGGAGUGGGCGGAGCCAGGCAGGGGCACGUGAUUCGCCGGCGGCUGGUGUGCCGGACCCCGGCCACAGUGUCGGCUUCUGUCUGUCGCGUUACCAGACGUCCCCUGAAGAGCUGCCAUGUCUGGGAAUUCUGUCUCUUCCUCAGAACAGAACAACAACUAUGAAACGAAAACAAAUCUACGAAUGUCAGAGAAGAAAUGUUCGUGGGCAUCCUACAUGACCAAUUCCCCGACCCUCAUCGUUAUGAUUGGCUUACCAGCCCGGGGCAAAACCUACGUGUCCAAGAAACUCACACGCUACCUCAACUGGAUUGGGGUGCCCACCAAAGUGUUUAAUCUUGGGGUGUAUCGGCGUCAAGCGGUCAAGUCCUAUAAGUCCUACGACUUCUUCCGGCAUGACAAUGAAGAGGCCAUGAAGAUACGCAAACAGUGUGCUCUGGUGGCACUAGAAGACGUGAAGGCAUAUCUCACGGAGGACAGUGGGCAGAUUGCGGUGUUUGAUGCUACCAAUACCACUCGAGAGAGGAGGGACUUGAUUCUGAACUUUGCCGAGGAGAAUUCCUUUAAGGUAUUCUUUGUGGAAUCCGUCUGCGAUGAUCCUGAUGUCAUUGCUGCCAACAUCCUGGAGGUAAAGGUGUCGAGCCCUGACUACCCUGAAAGGAACAGGGAGAAUGUGAUGGAGGACUUCCUAAAGAGAAUUGAGUGCUACAAAGUCACCUAUCAACCCCUUGACCCAGACAACUAUGACAAGGAUCUUUCUUUCAUCAAAGUGAUAAAUGUGGGCCAGCGGUUUCUAGUGAACAAAGUCCAGGACUACAUCCAGAGCAAGAUCGUCUACUACCUCAUGAAUAUCCAUGUCCAUCCUCGCACGAUUUACCUUUGCCGGCAUGGAGAGAGCGAGUUCAAUCUCUUGGGGAAGAUUGGGGGUGACUCAGGCCUCUCGGUGAGGGGAAAACAGUUUGCCCAGGCUCUAAGGAAGUUUCUGGAGGAACAGGAGAUAGCAGACCUCAAAGUGUGGACUAGCCAGUUGAAGAGGACUAUCCAGACCGCUGAAUCUCUGGGGGUGACCUACGAGCAGUGGAAGAUUCUGAAUGAGAUUGAUGCUGGCGUGUGUGAGGAGAUGACUUACGCGGAGAUUGAAGAGCAGUACCCAGACGAGUUUGCGCUUCGAGAUGAAGAGAAAUAUCUGUAUCGAUAUCCUGGAGGGGAGUCGUACCAGGAUCUGGUGCAGCGGCUGGAGCCUGUCAUCAUGGAGCUGGAGCGCCAGGGCAACGUCCUCGUCAUCUCCCACCAGGCUGUCAUGCGCUGCCUCCUGGCCUACUUCUUGGACAAGGGUGCAGAUGAGCUACCGUACCUGAGGUGCCCUCUCCAUACCAUCUUCAAACUUACUCCUGUGGCCUAUGGGUGCAAAGUGGAAACAAUUAAACUCAACGUGGAGGCUGUAAACACUCACCGUGACAAGCCAACUAACAACUUCCCCAAGAACCAAACCCCUGUAAGGAUGAGAAGGAACAGCUUUACGCCUCUGUCCAGUUCGAAUACAAUAAGGCGUCCAAGAAAUUACAGUGUUGGGAGCCGGCCCCUCAAGCCCCUCAGCCCUCUUCGUGCCCUGGACAUGCAAGAAGGGGCCGACCAGCCGAAGACCCAAGUCAGCAUUCCGGUGGUGUAACCGUGUGUUUCCCUCCCGUCCUGGCCUCCUGCCCUUGUCACUAAUCACCAAGGAGUCAUUUAACUUCCAACUCCCACCCCCCUGGCCCCACACCAUGAAGCUUAGCAGAGAACGUGAGGUCAUGUGUUUCCUGACCAACCUUAGCUAGUCUAUGGUGUGAGACUUCUCCCCGUGCAGGGGCAGGUUGGCUAGUUGGAUGUUUUCGGACAGGUCCUCAGUUGGGAUGGUCUGGAGGAGGAGGAAAAGGGACCCACUCUCCUGGGGUGACUGGCAGAGCUGGGGCUGGGGCUGAGCAUGCUGUGGUUCUUGUCCGUCCAUGGUGUCGAAACUCACCAAUGUCCUUGUGUUGGUAAAGUGGGGGCAGGGUGGGGGGGACACAGAAGCCCGUUUCCCCACCACCUUUGUCUCUUCAAGGUGUGCUUUACUCACAGUCCUUACCUGCCUGCUUUCUUCCCCCUCUCAUGUCCCCUUUGGAUUGCCCAGUGUGACGCAUGGCAUUGUUGUUUGUGUGUCUAGGAGGGAAGGGGCGGUGGGCCGGAGAGAAGUCUGGCCUCCGUUGAUGUUCUCUGCAGUGGGCCUAGAUGCAUCUGGACUGGGGGAGCCUUUCUUUUCCCUUCUCCCUUCCUCUCAAGCCAGGUGCUGUGAGGGUGAGCCCAGGCUAUAGAAAAUCCACAGAUGCUCUGGAGCCUGCAGGUAGACAUAGGAUGAGAGUUCUUGCCUCCUUUCAUGAGAAACAAUCCUAAAGUCUUCAGUGCCAUGUGGAAAGCUGGCUCUCGGUCUGUGUGAAAUAUCUUGGUUUGUAUUUUUCAGACAUAAGGUUCUGGGCUGCAGAGGGAUAAGGUUUAGGAGAGAGAGUAGGCUGGUCUCUAGCUCUUGCAGGGCCCUUAGAGGGCAGUCCUACCUUUUCUCCAGUGGCUCCCAGCUUCUUUGCCAACUAUAGAAACUUUCCUGCCAAAGCCAGUGACCUCUGGGACUGUUCAGAAGGACAGAAUUAAAUUCAGGAGUCACCACUGAAGCUUCAGUUGUUCAAGGGAAAGGCAGAGAAGUGUUCAUUAGAGCUGCUUCUUUUUUUUAAGUUAAAAAUUCUUUUGCAUGAGCAAUUUUUUCCCCCCAAAUGUUGGGAAAGCCUGGUGAUAAAUUAAAUCUUCCUCACUAGGGUAUUAUUUUAUCUCAUCUUGAUGUCCAGAGUAGUCUUGGAAUCCUGUGGGGUCUAGCUCUUGAGUGUUUACCUAUUUACUUGUAUCAUUUAAUUUUUUUUGCAGGGUUAAACAGGAAAUGUUUAGAGUACAGUUUCUUAGCCCCUUGGUGGCCCACGAUGGCAUACCUCCCCCAAUUGGGUAUAGAAAAUGUAUGACUAUACAUAUGUGCAUUUUUCUGAGAGGCAAGUCUAGUGUUCUCAUGAGAUUUUUAAAAGAGAAAGAGGACUCCCCACCUUAAAGUUAUCAAUCUGUCUCUUAGAGGUGAUCAGUGAGAGCAAGUUAACUAUUUGCCAAGGAUUUUUUUUUUUUUUUUGGUAAUAGGAGACCUUUUGCUGUUGUUCUCAUCUGGGAGUCUUGCUUAGACCCCCUAUAGAAAUUUUGAAAUAUACACAUGCCUGGGUCCACUCUAGGCUUAAUUCUGACUCAGUCUCAGGGAUUAGAGUCUGGACAUGCAUGUGUUUAAAUAGCUUCUCUGAUGGUUCUGAAUCUUACUCCAUACCAGAACUCCACUUUAUGAUGUUGGGUGGAGAAAUAGUAGUUCCUUGGACAAAGCAUCAACCUAGGAAUUCUGAAUUCCUCAUGAUCCUGAAAGGACAGUUCUCUGGAGUUAGAUGUGUGAGCAGAUCACAGUAUUGAAUGAAGUUACCCUCUCAUUGUUAUUUCAGGCAGCAACCUGUUCCAGCUUUAACCCUUUCAUUGCAGGGUGAUGUGGAACAAAUUACUAUAUCAUAAAUGUCCUAUGAUAAUAGCUGAGAAUUUUAAGCACUCUAGAGAGAGGUACUGAGAUAAAACUUGUGGGAUGAUAAAGGUUAUCAUCACAGACAUCUGGUUUGUGACCUUGAGUCCUUUAUUCAUACAUCCUGAGUGGGACACCACAGCCAGUUUUCAAAGGCCGCUUGCAUAGAUUCUGCUCGAAAUUGCCUUCCAGAGGUAAGGUAACUUCCUAUUCCCGUUUAGCCAUUAUAUAAUGUGUAUUUAGUGUCCAUGUUUAUGGGGCUGUGGGUUGGGUAGAGUGGUGGUGGGGAAAGGAGACACAGAAGUAGGAGAAAAGGUCCUUGCCCUGAAAAAGGUUAUUUUAGAGAAAGGGCAUAUAAUUUAUAAUAAAUGAACAUUUGCAAAAGAGGAACACACUGAGUCUGUAAAUGUGGACGUUGAAAUGGAGUAGAGAUUCCUUCUGACUUUUCUCUUGUCCUAUGUCUAUGAGACUAAAAGGGUUGGGAGGUGGGAAUGUCCCCCAGAAUGAUGGGGGUGUGUGUGGCACUUUUACAAGCUUGCCUUGUCUAGCUUUGCUUGGCUGGUGGCAUCUUUAGCUCAAAUGAGCAUUCAGUCUUGUCCUUUGCUGUGAGGUGAGAGCGAUUCAGAGCUGAUGCAUGAGAAGGAGCAUUUUGAUCCAAGACUUUGGCUUUGGGCUGUAUGCACUCUUAGCGAGAAGAGAAUUCUCUAACAAACUAGCAUUGUGUUACCCUUUUAUAAACCCCUGCAUUAGACACAGGGCACUGGGAUGUUUGUUUGGGCUCUCAGCCUGCUGAUAUUUCACCAUUCUCCCCAUGUGUUAGUUUGCUUCCCCAAGAAGAGGAGUCUGAGGUGGUCUUCUUAUUCUCAGAUUUAACUUGAGAAAUUAGAGCUUGACAAUAGCAAGGAUUUUAGCAUCAUUUGGUUUUUAGAGCAAGAUCCCUCCAGAGAACGUUCAGCAGGAAGAGGCCAGGAGAGCAUAGAGUUGAAUAGAGCUCUUAUUCCACAUUUUAGACAAGUCCUGUUCCCUAUCUUUUCUUUCCUGUCCUCCUCUCCCCUUCUUCCUUGAGUGUAUCAGUAGUAUAUACAUGUUACUAUGAUUAUGUCUCUAUCACAAAUCCUACUAAGAAGCGAUGAACUCCAGAGUACCUUUUGCUGAGGCUUUCAGUUGUGUUAUGGGAUAAAUAGGUGAAGGCUUUAGCAUUUGAUCUAUUAAUAGAAAAUGGAGAAAGGAAAAAAUCACUAUAUAUUCGAUUGUGUUUUUCCUGCUUUAAAACUGAAUAAGGAAUUCCGUGACAGAUUUGAAGAGGAAUCUAAAGUGGAUUUAGAGAACUAGCUGCUUUUCCUGUCUCUUACUCCUUAAAUUGGAAUUUAGCUCUUAUUUAUUAUAUCGUAUUGUUUUUUGCUUUUGUGUUGUUAAGGAGAUUGCUUUGCAUUCAAUUGGAAAGUAGAAUAAGAAAAUCUUUCAAAAACAUGCAUUGUGCUAGGGGUCUGCCCCAUCUCCUUGUCUCUGGUUUUUGUUUUUUUGUGUGUUGUUUUGGGCACCCUCCCCCCAACUCCCAAGAAGUUAAGAUUAGGAGUACGAGAUACCUGUAUCCUAGACUGAAUGGUUGAGUGUUUCCUGUGAGGUUCUGAGUGUUCCUCUUUGCAACCCACGUUUGAUCUUCAGAGGCACUGGCAUUUUGAAGAAACAUGAUAUAGCACUUUGGAAAUAAAUCCGUUUUGUGGUGUCUCUGUGAGAAGGAGAUCUGAGUACCAGAGAAACUUACUGAUGCUAGGGGUAGCCAAAGGACAAGGGGGAUAGUGUCUAAUAAUCGGGGGAACUCUAUCUGGGUUGUAUAGUGUUAUGCACAUUCCACUGUCUUUGUUAAGCCCAGAGGCUGUGUUGUGUCUGUUUUCCAGAAAUUUGAUAACUUUACGCAGGUUUUCCAGUAUACAGUUUGACUUGUGUUUUAAAUAUUUUAAUUUGAAUUAAAUAUUUUAAUUUUAUUGGAAUUAAAUAUUUUAAUUUGAAUUUGAUUCACAAUUGAAUCAGGUUGCAACAUUGGCACGAUUGACCUCUGACUUCCAAUCCAGGUGACACAGACGUAAGCGUGUCCAGGAAUUUAAUUUAGACUCAUCGUGUCCAGAACACUGUGUCUAGAAGUAUCUAUAUGCUGGCUGCCUGAAAGACUGUAGCCGGGUCCACAUGCUGCCUGACAGAUUCUGAUAGGGCUCCUAUGCUGACUAACCAACAGGCUCUACUAAGGUCUGUAAGCCAACAGUCUGUUUUCUGAUUGUACCAGUUGACACUGUAUGCUUGUUAUUUUGAUUCUUUGUCUAUUGCACAUGUCCUAAAAAGAAAGAAAGUAACCACUUUUCUUUAGGCGGCCGUUCUGUACACUAUGAUUUUCAAUAGACAUUUCUUUGAGAGUAGCAGCCAAAUGCUAAUCAUUUUGUAGAAAAUGAAGGUUGAACAUCACUCGUAAGGUAUUUUGUAAACUCAGCUAAGGAAAUGCCUGCUCAGAGCCUGACAUUGUUACCUCUACUUGAAGUCUUCCUAUCCAUUCCCCCAUUUCUGGGCAGGACUUCACUUUCUGAACUUUCUGUGUCCUCAGCUUCUCUGGCAUGGGCUGUAGCAUUCCAUUGGAUAAUGCUGCUGUUUUUAGUCCGGCAUCUAUUUGCCUCUUAAUCAUAAUGUAAUCAAUAAAAAUGCAAAGGAAAUUUUGGCAAAAGUAUUCUUUUCAGUAAGGCUGUCACUGGGGAUCCAUGACCUAUAUUACCUACUCAAUGUUUUUUGUAUUUGAAUUGCUUGUGUACAUUUUUUUUUCUUGUGUUGAAGUUACAAGAUCAACUCAUUCUGAUAUGGUGAUAGUUUUCCUGUGGCAAAAGCAAAGGACUGGCCGCCAGCUGUGCCCUUUGGAGGGGCUGGAAGUGGGCUGAGCACCACUGGGUUAAAUGGAAUGGACUGAAUUGGGAACUGAAGCAACAGAGCUAUCCUGGAUGUUUCCUAGGCACAGCUGUGUUGAAAGGGGGAAUGUUAAUGCUUAGCAUCCUAUUAGUCUAGUGACACUGAUAUCAAAAUACGGCACUCAGAUCCACAUAAGGUGUAAAACUGUAUUUGAAAUGUGUUUUUGUGUGUGUGUGUAGAACGGGUAAAUAAAAUUGCUGAGUAACUUGAAUCUA
This is a messenger RNA of Hippopotamus amphibius kiboko, 6793 nucleotides long. It is a transcript of the gene PFKFB2, whose product is annotated as 6-phosphofructo-2-kinase/fructose-2,6-biphosphatase 2. The transcript has 15 exons. Gene Ontology annotation, cellular component: cytosol. Lineage: Eukaryota; Metazoa; Chordata; Mammalia; Artiodactyla; Hippopotamidae. Gene Ontology annotation, biological process: fructose metabolic process; fructose 2,6-bisphosphate metabolic process. Gene Ontology annotation, molecular function: ATP binding; fructose-2,6-bisphosphate 2-phosphatase activity; 6-phosphofructo-2-kinase activity. The coding region runs from base 147 to 1697 and encodes 516 amino acids. The record is from RefSeq and is a predicted model, not a curated record.